This is a messenger RNA of Pogona vitticeps (central bearded dragon), 1247 nucleotides long. Its product is annotated as borealin-2. Gene Ontology annotation, cellular component: spindle midzone; chromosome passenger complex; chromosome, centromeric region. The record is from RefSeq and is a predicted model, not a curated record. NCBI's taxonomy places the organism in Eukaryota, Metazoa, Chordata, Lepidosauria, Squamata, Agamidae. Gene Ontology annotation, biological process: mitotic sister chromatid segregation.
UCACGAGGUGGGCUCAUCCUUACAGAGGACUAGGACCUUAACUCCCGCCCUGUUUGUUGAGGCAUGAAUGGUUGGGUGUCUCAAAGGCGCGGAUAAAUUUGACCCUCGGUUCAAAUCAUAUUUUUCUCCUCUCCCAACCACCACCAGAUCCUGAUUCCUGAGUCUGUCUGGGGCUGAACACGGGUGGGGGGCGAGAGGGAGCCCGUCAUGGCGCUCCGGAAGCGUCUGGAAGAGGCCAAGAAGCGCGGCAGUGACUCCGGAGUGGAACCGGAUCGGAGCCUUUUGGGCAAGGAGCAGAGGGACCAGCGCAUCGGGCUGUUUCUGCGGGAUUUCGACCACCAGGCGAAGGAAACCCUGCAGGAAAUGAAGAAGGAGCUGGCCUCGCUCCUGCAGGUGGCCGAGCAGGCCUUCCAGGUGGAGUCCCUGGCCGUGCCGGUGGCGAUGCGCAAAAUGCGCAGGAAGGACCUGAUGGGUCUGAAAGAAGAAGAAGCUGCUGCCACUGUCGCCGCCUCCCUUGAAGCCAAUGACUACUGCGUGGGACACAAGCCAAGUGGGACACAAGCCAAGCUAGUGAGGACAAAUAGCAAACGAGUUAAGGUCACCACGAUUGUUGAAUACAAGGACGAGAAGGAGGAGACGGGGGUACAGGGCAAGAAAAUGUCUCACAAGGUAUUUAAAGCCAAUUCCCUGGUUCCUUUGGCUUCUGCUGUCCGGGGGAAACAAGGUGGCUUGUCCAGGUCGGCCUCUGCCUGCUCCACUCCCAACGCCCGAACUCUUGAGCGAUCUGCCUCUCUGCGGGACCGGCCCGUCUCAGCCUCUAAGGGAACGGCCUCGGCCUCCAAAAGAUUCUUCCAGAAGGGGCUCUCCAAAAGCGUGUCAGCUUCAGAGAGAGCACAGGCCACCGCCCUACGGAGCACUUCAAUGCCCCACGAAAGAUCGGUCCCCUUUGUCAACAUACCUCUGGCCGAUGGGCAGACUCUCUGCUCAGCUGGAGACGACCUCCAGAAUAUCAAUGUGGAGUUACUAAACAACGAUACCGUCCAGCAUAUCCACACUUUAGUGAACCAGUUGACAGUCCUCUGUGGGAAAGCGACAAUUAAAUCAAAUUAAUGUAAUAGACGGGUAAUCUUCUCCCUCCCACUUCUGGUAUGUGAAUAUUCUGGAAAAGUUGUUUAUGAGGCGAAAGGCGAUCGUUUUUUAAAGUUUGUACACUGCACAUUAAACUUCCUAUUUCUCCUAUAAAGAAA